ACCUUAAAAAUAGUCUCCCGUCCACGCUUCACGUUGGCGCCAUGGUCGCCACCCAUCCACUAACGGUCCAGACAUCGCUGCUCCCGCCAAAUCGCAGGACGCCUCCAGCGCACGUUAGCGACACCCUGAUAUCUAUAAAUUCCUGACUCUCUUCUCUGUAAGCUCUCUCUAGUCUCCAUGGCUUGUGCUGUAGUGCACCUUUCCUCCCUCCUGCAAAACCCUAAUUUCCAUCCCAAAACCCACCUCCCUAUCUUUCCCAAAUCUCUCGGCUGCCAAAAGAGAAGAAUUCCUUCCAUCCAUGGGACCCACCUCAUCCACUUCAAAACUCUAGCCAGAAACCCUUCCUUCAACAUCAGCUGCUCUGCUGCGAAUAAGCCCUCCCCGUCCACUGAAUUCAGCUUCCAUCAUCUGCUCUUCAGUUCUGCAGCCAAGAUACGAAGUGAAGUUCUUUCUCCCUUCCGCUCUGUUAGAAUGUUCUUUUAUCUGGCUUUCAUUGCAAGUGGUGCCUUGGGAGGACUAAUUGCCACCACACGGUUGGUUGCUGCUCUUGCAAAUUCAUCAAGAGCAGAUUUGGCCCCUGAGAUCCUGAUGGGUCUUGGCAUAGACAUAGGAGCAGUCUUGUUUUUUGCAUUUCUUUAUUCGAGGGAGCGCAAUGCUAAGAAUGCACAACUAGCUAGGCUCUCAAGGGAGGAAGGCCUCUCAAAUCUGAAACUACGUCUGGAUGAAAAGAAGGUCAUUUCUGUCAGUGCUCUGAGAGGACUUGCACGCCUUGUCAUCCUUUCUGGCCCCGCCUCCUUCAUUGAGGAGUCCUUUAGACUGAGUAAACCUUUCACUGAAAGCCUUCUUGAACGAGGGGUACUGGUGGUGCCUUUUGCUACCGAUGGGGGCAUACCCAGCUUUGAUUUUGAAGAGAGUGAGGAGGAGACUGCUGUGCUUGAGAAAAAGAAAAGGCUUUGGCAGCUGCGCCCUGUAUACACCUCUGAAUGGGCCAACAGGUGGUUAGACGAACAAAAGGGAAUGGCUAAUGUCUCACCCGAGGCUCCAGUGUAUCUCUCGCUACGUAUGGAUGGUCGUGUUCGUGGAAGUGGAGUUGGCUACCCUCCUUGGAAUGCCUUCUCUGUGCAAUUACCACCAGUAAAAGGCCUCUGGUCAGGUAUUCUUGAUGGCAUGGAUGGAAGAGUCCUCUAGGUACAGGUGCAAUUGUAAGGUCUGAUGUUCAGGUGCUAGAAGAGUGGGGAAAUGAAAUGGGAGGUAAAAGGAACAUGUGGCAAAUGUCAGGAGAGAUUGUGGGGUAUCAAGUGGAGAAUGUCGAGGUUUCAGGAAUUGUUCCCUCCACUCUCAAGGUUGAAUUUUUUUCCAAGAUGUAUUGUGCCAUGUUGAGACAGUCUAUCAACACAAAGAUCACAUGCUUUCAAUCAUAUUUUCAAUGGCACUGAUUGGACAUCACAUUCUCUAUCAAGAGCGGAUACCAGAAUGGGAAGACAUUUAUAGGAUGACCUUAUUCUGGAUCCGAAACCUCCCAUGCACUAAUAUCUUGACCCGUUUUUUUUUCUUGUUCUUUCCUCCUCCUCCUUUUGGAGCAAUGAUAAUCAAUGCGGAUCGGAGGCUGAAGAUGCCCUUUCUGAGCACAUGCACGGUAUUCAAGGCUUCCCAGUUUCAGUACAAGGUGCCUUCUCAUCUCUGUCCCUCUCCAUUUCUUUGUACUAUCUCAGAUUAUAUACAUUAUAAGAAAGAGAAGAACUUGACCCUUCUCCCUGAAAGCUCUGAGAGAUUUGAAUCGCUUAAAUCCUUCAAAAACUUGGGCUACGCUUGGAUGUCUAAUAAAGAUGGGCUACGCUUCUUGACA
Molecule: messenger RNA, 1846 nt
Organism: Magnolia sinica
Lineage: Eukaryota; Viridiplantae; Streptophyta; Magnoliopsida; Magnoliales; Magnoliaceae
Product: protein LOW PSII ACCUMULATION 1, chloroplastic
Exons: 7
Coding region: 178-1188 (336 amino acids)
Source: RefSeq, a predicted model, not a curated record